CAAGCCAAACUAGCAAGACGCAGUCAAGAACGAGACAAUCUUGGCAUGCUGGUCUGGUCACCUAAUCAGAAUCUAUCAGAAGCAAAACUAGAUGAAUACAUUGCCAUCGCUAAAGAGAAGCAUGGAUACAACAUGGAACAGGCUCUUGGGAUGCUCUUUUGGCAUAAGCAUAAUAUUGAAAAGUCAUUGGCUGAUUUGCCCAACUUUACCCCCUUCCCAGAUGAGUGGACUGUGGAAGAUAAAGUCUUGUUUGAACAAGCCUUUAGUUUUCAUGGGAAAACUUUUCAUAGAAUCCAACAGAUGCUUCCUGAUAAAUCUAUAGCAAGUCUGGUGAAAUUUUACUACUCUUGGAAGAAGACGAGGACUAAAACCAGUGUGAUGGACCGCCAUGCUCGGAAACAGAAGCGGGAGCGGGAGGAGAGUGAGGAUGAACUGGAAGAAACAAAUGGAAAUAACCCCAUUGACAUUGAGAUUGAUCAAAACAAGGAAAGCAAAAAGGAGGUGCCCCCUACGGAGACAGUUCCUCAGAUCAAAAAAGAGAAACAUAGUACACAAGCUAAAAAUAGAGCAAAAAGGAAACCUCCCAAAGGAAUGUUUCUGUCCCAAGAAGACGUGGAGGCUGUUUCUGCCAACGCCACGGCUGCCACCACGGUGCUCAGGCAGCUGGACAUGGAGUUGGUCUCGAUCAAGCGGCAGAUUCAGAAUAUUAAACAGACAAACAGUGCUCUCAAAGAAAAACUUGACGGUGGAAUAGAACCAUAUCGGCUGCCAGAGGUCAUUCAGAAAUGUAAUGCACGUUGGACCACAGAAGAGCAGCUUCUUGCGGUACAAGCCAUCAGGAAAUAUGGCCGAGAUUUUCAGGCAAUCUCAGAUGUGAUUGGGAACAAAUCAGUGGUACAAGUGAAAAACUUUUUUGUAAAUUAUCGACGCCGCUUCAACAUAGAUGAAGUUUUACAAGAAUGGGAGGCAGAACAUGGUAAAGAAGAGACCAAUGGGCCCAGUAGCCAGAAACCUAUCAAGUCCCCGGAUAAUUCUAUCAAGAUGCCUGAAGAGGAAGACGAGGCUGCUUCUGUUCUUGACGUCAGAUACGCAUCUGCUUCAUGAGAAACUCUGGUAGCUUUGAGCACUUGGUAUGGACGACUGUGUUAUCCAGGAUAUCAGGUAUUACAAGACAUCACCUAGCCAUCUGCAUCACAUCUCUGUGGACAAGCAGCUAUUACCAAAAAAGGCAUACACUUCCAGUCCUGUGCUCCAUCUGCCUUAAUUCUGUGCUCGUUCCUCCAUGUGGCGCCACUUCCCAGAGAGCCCCUUUGCAUCUCUCACACUCUGCCUCAGUGCUGGGGAGUCUUCGUGGCCUGCACGCCUCCUGUGACUCUGGGGACCCCUCCCCAGUCGAAGCUCCUGAGCCCCACCAAUGGCAGCUCUGCCCAAUCAGCAGCUUCUUCAAACAGGUAGUCCACUUGGAAGGCACGACUCUGUUCCUGCAUGGCCUGCAACUUCUACUUUGUGCAUAAUGUAAUUUUCAGAGUGACUGUGACCCUGUUGGCCUUUUAGAAAGUUUCUCUUGGUCUUUUCUGAGGCAGCCACCUAAGUGAUAUCAUGCUUCUUUGGAAAUCACCGUAUACUGGCAGACUGCAUUAUAACCUCCAUUGUGCCAAACAUCCUGAGACAGCUCUCAUUUCCCCAAAUGUUGGGUGUAAUUAUGGUUUGUAAAUUUAUCUGGCUUAAAUCUCGCCCUUCUCCCUUCCCAAGUGGUAGAAAGCUCAUUCACAGCAACUGUCCUUGGACGCUAGCUUAAAGGGAACGUGGACCUCAACACUUUCUGCCUUCAGCUUUCAGCAUUGUAAUCCCAGGACGGGAGCCAAUCCUGUCUUUUUGGAUCCCCCCACCCCACCAUCCAACUCCAAGAGAUGCGGUCCAUACCACUGUACCUGGUGCUUGUGCAUUGGAAUUGGUGCCUUCUCCUUUUGGCAACCAUGUUAUCAACCCUUUUUCUGUUUUAGUGUCUUAUUUCUUCUUUAAAGUUUAUUGCUUGCCAAAGAUAACAUCACUGAGAUUAGGAGACAGGGGAGAAAUUGCUGCAGAUUCUGACAGAGUGCAGAUUUUAAAUGUCAGGUUAGCUCAAUAAAGGGUAUUAGAAUAACUGGUGAGGGUUUUAUAAAAGCUACACAUUAUGUGUUCCCCGUUUUGUUGGUAUGCCUGGCCUUCUACAUCUCACUCCAUACAGCUUUUUUUGUCCUUCGUAUACUGACGUGAUCAUAUAAACCCCAUUCUUUCUCUUUUAAUAUUAUAGUACAGGACAGAGAAGUGAUCAGUUUAUCGGCUCUAGUAAGACCAAGACGAAAAGAAACAAUGUACAAAGUGGUCUGUAAUGCCUUUUGGUUGGACUGGGAACAAGUAAAUGUUUCUAAUAAAUGUUCUAAGAUUU
Molecule: messenger RNA, 2428 nt
Organism: Leptonychotes weddellii (Weddell seal)
Lineage: Eukaryota; Metazoa; Chordata; Mammalia; Carnivora; Phocidae
Source: RefSeq, a predicted model, not a curated record